Messenger RNA from Gossypium raimondii (Peruvian cotton), 1156 nucleotides. Its product is annotated as isoaspartyl peptidase/L-asparaginase 1. Lineage: Eukaryota; Viridiplantae; Streptophyta; Magnoliopsida; Malvales; Malvaceae. Gene Ontology annotation, molecular function: hydrolase activity. The record is from RefSeq and is a predicted model, not a curated record. The transcript is spliced from 4 exons. Bases 12 to 977 code for a protein of 321 amino acids.
GUGGGAAUAAAAUGGGGUGGGCUAUAGCACUCCAUGGAGGCGCCGGUGACAUCCCACAUUCUCUGCCACCAGACCGCCGCCUCCCUCGUGAAGCUGGUCUCCGCCACUGCCUUGACGUUGGCAUCGCCGCUCUCAAAGCCCAUAAGCACCCUUUGGAUGUUGUUGAACUUGUGGUUCGUGAACUGGAAAACUACCCACAUUUCAAUGCUGGGAAAGGAUCAGUGUUAACUUCAUCAGGCACGGUUGAGAUGGAAGCUUCGAUAAUGGAUGGAAAGAGCAAGAAAUGUGGGGCUGUUUCAGGUCUCAGCACCGUUGUUAAUGCCGUAUCACUGGCAAGGUUAGUCAUGGAGAAAACUCCUCAUAUAUAUCUGGGAUUUCAUGGUGCUGAGGCCUUUGCUAGGGAACAGGGUGUUGAGGCUGCUGACCCCAGCUAUUUUAUCACUCCAGAAAACAUUGAAAGGCUUAAGCAGGCACAAGAUGCUAACAGAGUUCAGAUUGAUUACACCCAACCAGUUCAAAAAGAGGCGAAGGAUGCUGCUGCUACAAUUCCUAAUGGCGAUAGCCAAAUUGGUACGGUUGGAUGUGUGGCGGUGGACAGCGAAGGAAAUCUGGCUUCGGCAACAUCCACUGGUGGACUAGUGAACAAAAUGGCGGGUCGAAUUGGCGAUUCUCCAAUAAUCGGUGCAGGGACUUACGCCAACCAUCUCUGUGCAGUUUCAGCAACCGGAAAAGGCGAAGCCAUGAUCCGUGGCACUGUCGCAAGGGAUGUCGCUGCUGUUAUGGAGUUCAAAGGUCUUUCGCUCAAAGAAGCAGCGGCUUACGUUAUAGACCAAGUUCCGCCGGGCAAUGCUGGGUUGGUCGCUGUGUCAUCGACUGGAGAAAUCGCCACGGUGUUCAAUACUACCGGAAUGUUUCGUGCUUGUGCCAGUGAAGAUGGAUAUUCAGAGGUUGCCAUAUGGGAUUCUCCAUUGAAGUAAGCAAUUAAUAUGCCUUUUAAUUGUUUGCGUUUAUGUCCGUUAGAAAAACUGGGAAAUUGCUCUUAAACAACAUUGAUGAGUUCAUGUAGUUUAUAGACAAGAUUCGGACAUCAUUUGGUUGCAAGUGUGCUAAUAUUUUUUAGGGUAAAUUCCAUAAAUAGUCACUCAUCUUUGGUGAA